AUGUCGGACUUACCACCACUACCUCCUCCUCCUCCUCCACUUUUUGAAGAUGAAAAUAAUCAAGAAGGCUCCGACCAUAUAUUACCACCAGCGGUAGAGGACAAUGAGAUGCCUGACUUACCGCCACCACCUCCUCCACUCUUUGACAAUGAAGAAGACAUCUCAGAAAAUCCACUGCCCCCUCCUCCUCCACCAAUGGACUUCGAUGAAGAGCCAUCUACGAUACCUCUUCCAUCACUACAACCACCGCACCCCCACCUAGUACUGACAAACGAAGAAACUAAUGAUUUAAAAAGAAAAUAUGAUUCAAAUAUAUCUGGAGAAGAUAACUAUACUUCUGUGGACAUACAACCCUCCAAGAAAAGAAUAAACAAGAAGAAAUUCGGUGGAUUAAUACAAUCACAUAAAGUGGACAUGCCCCACGAACACUUAAGGAAAAUAAUAGAAGGACAUUCUGAUAUGGCUUCUAAAAGAUUUGAUUAUGGCAAACGUGCCUUCUUAGUCGCAUUAAAGUAUAUGCCUCAUGCAGUACUGAAACUAUUAGAAAAUAUGCCUCAACCUUGGGAACAAGUUAAAGAAGUUAAAGUUCUAUACCAUAUAACAGGUGCCAUAACAUUUGUCAACGAAAUCCCAAGGGUAAUAGAACCUAUAUAUACUGCACAAUGGUCUACUGCAUGGAUUGCUAUGAGAAGAGAGAAACGUGAUAGAACUCACUUCAAAAGAAUGAGGUUCCCAGGGUUUGAUGACGAUGAACCUCCAUUAUCCUAUCCAGAACAUAUUGAAACAAUUGAACCAUCUGAUGCUAUCACUCUACCAUUAGAUGAAAAAGAUGAUAAAUGGGUCAAAGAUUGGCUUUAUGAUCCACGCCCCUUGGCAGAUGAUAAACAGCAUGUAAACGGAACAUCAUAUAAAAGAUGGAACCUGGAGUUAGAAACUAUGGCCAAUCUUUAUAGACUAGCAACUCCUCUAAGAGAUGAAGUCACAGAUAAUAACUAUUACUAUUUGUUUAAUAAGAAAACAUUUUUCACCUCAAAAGCAUUAAACACGGCUAUUCCAGGGGGACCUAAGUUUGAACCAUUAUAUCCAGAGGAAGAAGAAGGAGAUUAUAGCGAGUUUAAUUUAAUAGACAGGAUAAUAUUUAGAGUACCAAUUCGAAGCGAAUAUAAGAUUGCAUUCCCUCAUGUAUAUAACUCAAGGCCACGGUCUGUGGAAAUCCCAUGGUACAAUGAUCAAAUUUCAUGCCUCAUAGAUAAUAAUGAAGAUCCAGACCUUCCACCGUUCUUUUUCAAUCCUUCUUUGAACCCGAUUACCUUUACUGAUGUUCUUGAGAAAGUGGAUAUGCGCAAUUAUUCUGAUGACUUUUCACUCCCUGUUGAUUGUCUUCCAUUAUUAGAAGAUGAAGACUUUAUUUUACCGGAGUUGAAAGAUGCCAUGUCUCUUUACCAUGCGCCAUACCCUUUUAAUAGGAGAUCAGGAAAGACAACGAGGGCACAAGAUAUUGCUUUAGUUAAAAAAUGGUAUUUACAACAUCCAGACGAAAAAUAUCCAGUAAAAGUAAGAAUUUCAUACCAGAAACUUCUAAAGAAUUAUGUCGCAAAUGAACUAAAAUCGAAGAAACCAAUAAACAUAAAGAAAAUCAAACUAUUGAAAAAUCUGCGGAAUACCAAAUAUUUUCAACAAACUACUAUCGAUUGGGUCGAAGCGGGUUUACAGCUUUGUCGUCAAGGACAUAAUAUGUUAAAUCUGCUGAUAUAUAAGAGAGGAUUGACAUAUUUACAUUUAGACUAUAAUUUCAAUUUGAAGCCAACGAAAACACUGACAACGAAAGAACGUAAGAAGUCAAGGUUCGGUAAUACGUUCCAUUUGAUGAGGGAAAUUUUGAAAGUCGUUAAACUUCUUGUCGAUGCUCACACUCAAUAUAGGCUUGGAAAUGUCGACGCUUUCCAAUUAGCUGAUGGUAUUUAUUAUAUUCUUAAUCAUCUAGGUCAACUUACUGGUAUUUAUCGUUAUAAAUAUAAGGUCAUGCAUCAGAUUCGGGCUUGUAAAGAUUUGAAACAUGUAGUUUACUACCGGUUCAAUAAGAUUUUGGGUAAGGGACCGGGAUGUGGGUUCUGGCAACCAGCAUGGAGGGUCUGGAUCUUUUUCAUGAGAGGUAUUAUUCCAAUUUUGGAAAGAUGGCUAGGUAAUUUGUUAAGUCGUCAAUUUGAAGGUAGAUCAAAUGAAGUCGUGAAAACUACAACGAAACAAAGAGUUGAGGCAUACUAUGAUUUAGAAUUAAGAGCAUCCGUAAUGAACGAUAUAUUAGAAAUGAUACCAGAAGGUAUAAGACAAAAUAAGGCAAGAACAAUACUGCAGCACCUAAGUGAAGCGUGGAGAUGUUGGAAAGCGAAUAUACCCUGGGAUGUACCUGGUAUGCCUGAACCCAUCAAAAAUAUCAUCGAGAGAUACGUUAAGGCUAAAGCAGAUAGAUGGGUUUCAUCUGCACAUUAUAACCGCGAACGUAUUCAACGUGGGGUACAUGUCGAAAAGACAGUAAUGAAAAAAAAUUUAGGAAGAUUAACAAGAUUAUGGAUCAAGAAUGAACAAGAAAGACAGAAUGAGAUUGAAAAGAACGGUCCAGAGAUUACACCAGAUGAAGCAACAUCAAUAUUCUCUACAAUGGUUGAUUGGCUUGACCAACGAAAUUUCUCACCAAUCCCCUUCCCUCCUUUAACAUAUAAAAAUGAUACAAAAAUUUUGGUUCUUGCCUUAGAAAAUCUUAAAGAUGUUUAUGCUUCGAAAUCUAGAUUGAAUGCCGCUGAAAGAGAAGAAUUAGCUUUGAUUGAAGAAGCAUACGACAAUCCUCAUGAUACAUUAAAUAGAAUCAAGAAAUAUAUUUUAACACAAAGGGUAUUUAAACCGGUCGAUAUUACAAUGAUGGAACACUUCCAGUCAAUUGCUCCAGUAUAUACAGUUGAUCCAUUAGAGAAAAUAACCGAUGCUUACAUUGACCACUACCUAUGGUACGAGGCUGACCAAAGAAAACUUUUUCCUAAUUGGAUCAAACCAGGUGAUUCUGAGAUUCCGCCACUUCUAGUUUAUAAAUGGAGUCAAGGUAUAAAUAAUAUAUCUGAUGUGUGGGAUGUUUCCAAAGGGCAAUCUACCGUUCUUUUGGAAACUCAACUAGAUGAAUUGGCCGAGAAAAUUGAUUUCACCUUAUUGAAUAGGUUAUUACGUCUUGUCAUGGACCAGAAUAUUGCAGAUUAUAUGACGGCGAAGAAUAAUGUUAUAUUGAACUUUAAAGAUAUGAGCCAUGUCAAUAAAUAUGGCCUCUUAAGAGGUCUGCAGUUUGCUUCCUUCAUAUAUCAAUAUUAUGGAUUCGUGAUCGACCUCUUGAUUUUAGGCCCAGAACGAGCAUCCGAGAUGGUUGGUCCCGUCGAUAAUCCAAAUGAUUUCAUGCAAUUCAAGAGUUUGGAAGUGGAGAAAAAACACCCAAUAAGGAUGUACUGUAGAUACUUAGACAGAGUAUACAUAUUACUCCAUUUUAAUGAAAGAGAUGCGGACCGGCUUACUGAUGAAUAUCUUGCAGAGAACCCAGAUCCAAACUUCGAGAACGCCAUUGGGUAUAACAAUAAAAAAUGUUGGCCAAGAGAUGCUCGUAUGAGGUUGUUGCGUCAAGAUGUGAACCUUGGGCGCGCAGUUUUCUGGGAAAUCCAAGGCCGUGUUCCUAGCUCAUUAACAGUUUUAGAUUGGAGCACAUCGUUUGCUUCCGUUUAUAGCAAGAAUAAUCCAAAUUUACUUUUCACUAUGUGCGGAUUCGAAGUUAGAAUAUUACCCAAGCAUAGGACAGCUGAAGUCCUUUCCACAGAUGAAGGUGUAUGGGAUCUUAUCAAUGAAGCUACUAAACAAAGGACAGCCAAGGCCUUCUUAAAGGUUUCAGAGGAAGAGAUUACUAAUUUUGAGAGCAGAAUAAACGGUAUUUUGAUGGCGGCAGGUUCUUCAACUUUCACUAAAAUUGCUGCAAAAUGGAAUACUGCACUAAUAUCGUUAUUCACUUAUUUCAGAGAGGCAACAGUCUCUUCUGAAAGGUUACUAGAUGUUUUAGUCAAAGCAGAGACGAGGAUUCAGAAUCGUGUUAAAUUAGGUUUAAACUCUAAAAUGCCAACACGUUUUCCACCAGCAGUAUUCUACACACCGAAAGAAUUAGGUGGGCUCGGGAUGCUUAGUGCAUCUCAUAUCUUAAUUCCAGCCUCCGAUCUUAAUUAUUCUCGACAAACUGACACGGGUAUAACACAUUUUAGAGCUGGUAUGACUCAUGAAGAAGAAAAGUUAAUUCCAACAAUAUUCCGUUACAUAGCUACAUGGGAGAAUGAAUUUUUAGAUUCAAGAAGAGUUUGGGCAGAAUAUGCUACAAAACGUCAAGAAGCUUUCCAACAAAACCGCAGAUUGGCUUUUGAAGAAUUAGAAGGUUCAUGGGAUAGAGGUAUCCCUCGUAUCAGUACGCUAUUUCAAAGAGAUAGGCACACCUUAGCAUAUGACCGAGGCCAUCGUAUUCGUAGAGAGUUCAAGAAAUAUUCUUUAGAACGUAAUAGCCCAUUUUGGUGGACUAACGCUCACCAUGAUGGUAAACUUUGGAACUUGAAUUCGUACCGUACAGAUGUAAUCCAAGCACUUGGUGGUAUAGAGACAAUUUUAGAGCAUACACUAUUCAAGGGUACUGGCUUUACCUCAUGGGAAGGUCUAUUUUGGGAGAAAGCGUCAGGAUUUGAAGACUCUCUUCAAUUCAAAAAGUUGACUCAUGCUCAAAGAACUGGUCUAAGUCAAAUCCCUAAUCGUCGUUUUACACUUUGGUGGUCACCUACUAUUAAUAGAGCUAAUGUUUAUGUUGGUUUCGUUGUUCAAUUGGAUUUGACAGGUAUAUUCUUACAUGGUAAAAUCCCCACUUUAAAGAUAUCGUUGGUUCAAAUCUUCCGUGCUCAUUUAUGGCAGAAAAUUCAUGAAAGCGUUGUUUUUGAUAUAUGUCAGAUUUUAGAUGGUGAAUUAGAUAUUUUACAAAUAGAGACUGUAACAAAAGAGGCAGUCCAUCCACGUAAAUCGUACAAAAUGAAUUCGUCAGCAGCUGACGUGACAAUUGAUAGCACCUACCAAUGGGAAGUUUCAAAACCUUCCUUAUUACAUGAAACUAACGAUAGGUAUAACGCUGCUCUAACAAAUAAAAUGUGGGUUGAUGUUCAACUAAGAUAUGGUGAUUACGAUUCUCAUGACAUAUCUCGUUAUGUUCGUGCCAAAUUCUUAGACUAUACCACUGAUAAUGUUAGUAUGUAUCCCUCUCCAACCGGUAUAAUGAUCGGGAUUGAUCUAGCAUAUAACAUGUAUGAUGCCUAUGGUAAUUGGUUUAAUGGUUUAAAGCCGUUGGUUCAAAAUAGUAUGAGGACAAUUAUGAAAGCAAACCCUGCCUUAUAUGUUUUAAGGGAACGUAUAAGAAAGGGUCUCCAAAUUUAUCAAUCUAAUAUCCAAGAGCCAUUCUUAAAUUCGUCAAAUUAUGCUGAACUAUUUAAUGAUGAUAUUAAAUUAUUUGUCGAUGAUACUAAUGUUUACAGAGUUACUGUGCAUAAAACUUUUGAGGGAAAUGUUGCAACAAAGGCAGUCAACGGUUGUAUCUUUAUAUUAAACCCCAAGACAGGUCAUUUGUUCUUAAAGAUUAUCCAUACCUCUGUAUGGGCAGGACAGAAACGUCUGAGUCAAUUGGCUAAAUGGAAAACAGCUGAAGAAGUGAGCGCAUUGGUUAGAUCAUUACCAAAAGAGGAACAACCGAAACAAAUUAUUGUUACCCGUAAGGCUAUGUUAGAUCCAUUGGAAGUUCAUAUGCUUGAUUUCCCUAAUAUUGCUAUGAGACCUACUGAACUAAGAUUACCAUUUUCUGCAUCUAUGUCGAUCGAUAAGUUAUCUGACGUUGUUAUGAAAGCAACUGAGCCACAAAUGGUAUUAUUUAACAUAUAUGAUGAUUGGCUGGAUAGAAUUUCUUCUUACACUGCUUUCUCGAGAUUAAUUUUACUAUUACGUGGGUUAAAGACUGAUGAAGAGAAAGCGAAGAUGAUUAUAUUAGGUGAUCCAACGAUCCCAGUCAAACCACACCAUUUAUGGCCUUCAUUUUCUGACGAACAAUGGAUUAGCAUUGAGUCAGAGAUGCGUGAUUUGAUUCUUAAUGAAUAUGGGAAGAAAUAUAAUGUGAAUAUCUCUGCAUUAACACAAACAGAAAUUAAGGACUUAAUUUUAGGCCAAAAUAUUAAAGCACCAUCUGUGAAGAGGCAAAAAAUGGCUGAAUUAGAAGCUGUGAAGACAGGAGAUAAUGCAGACGUAGAUAAUAUAGGUGGUUCUACUGUUAUGAAAACUAAGAAUAUUAAUGCUCAAGGUGAAGAAAUUGUGGUGGUGACCUCAAGUAAUUAUGAAAACCAAAAUUUCAGUUCGAACAAUGAAUGGAGAAAAUCUGCCAUUGCUGACAGUUUACUAUAUUUACGUUUGAAAAAUAUAUAUAUUUCCUCAGACAGUUUUGUUGAAGAAAAGAAUGUUUAUGUCUUGCCAAAAAACCUUUUAACUAAUUUUGUUCAAAUAUCUGAUGUGAAAAUUCAAAUUGCUGGUGUUUUGUUUGGUGCUUCUCCAGUUGAUCAUCCGAAUAUCAAGGAAGUCAAGACAAUCGUGUUGAUACCCCAAUUAGGUAGUAGUAGAGGUGUCAAUAUGAGUGCGGCACCGAAUAGUCAAUCGCAUCCAUAUCUGGAGAAUCUAGAAUUACUUGGUUGGAUACAUACCCAAACGAACGAAAUCAAAUUCAUGUCGGCGAACGAAGUUAUGACUCACACUCAAUUAUUCGAAGAAAACUACACUGAUGUGAUCGAUCUGUCAGUUUGCUCUGUUCCUGGUUCAAUCUCUCUAUCCGCAUACAAUUUGAACGACGAAGGUUACGAAUGGGCUAAAGAAAAUAGGGAUGUUACAAGUGAAAUACCCGAAGGGUUUGAGCCUACAUUUAGCUCACAAGCUCAAUUGUUAUUAUCUGAUCGAAUUAUAGGUAAUUUCUUAGUCCCAGAAUCUAACGUGUGGAACUUUGCCUUCAUGGGUCCAAGUUUCAAUAAGGAGAUAAGCUAUGAAUUGAAAUUAGAUAUCCCACUUGACUUCUAUAAUGAAGUACAUCGUACGACGCAUUUCCUUCAAUUCAACGAGUUACAAGGCGACGAAGAAUUGGAAGCUGAACAACAAGAUCCAUUUGCAUGA
Molecule: messenger RNA, 7245 nt
Organism: Naumovozyma dairenensis CBS 421
Lineage: Eukaryota; Fungi; Ascomycota; Saccharomycetes; Saccharomycetales; Saccharomycetaceae
Gene: PRP8
Product: U4/U6-U5 snRNP complex subunit PRP8
Exons: 1
Coding region: 1-7245 (2414 amino acids)
Biological process (GO): spliceosomal tri-snRNP complex assembly; mRNA splicing, via spliceosome
Cellular component (GO): U5 snRNP; catalytic step 2 spliceosome
Molecular function (GO): U6 snRNA binding; metallopeptidase activity; U2 snRNA binding
Source: RefSeq, a predicted model, not a curated record